Penicillium vulpinum is the source of this 1089-nucleotide messenger RNA. RefSeq names its product quinone oxidoreductase family protein. Bases 1 to 1089 code for a protein of 362 amino acids. Gene Ontology annotation, cellular component: cytoplasm. Lineage: Eukaryota; Fungi; Ascomycota; Eurotiomycetes; Eurotiales; Aspergillaceae. Gene Ontology annotation, biological process: cellular response to oxidative stress. The record is from RefSeq and is a predicted model, not a curated record. The transcript has 3 exons. Gene Ontology annotation, molecular function: quinone reductase (NADPH) activity; zinc ion binding.
AUGUUUCGCUCUCUUCUACGCAGUAGUCCUCGACUUACAGCACUUCGCAAUCAUACCGCCCCUCCACUCGUGAACCAAUUCAUUCCAAUUCGCAGCAUGUCCGUCCCAGCAACCAUGAAGGCCGUAGUGGUCGAGGAGACAGGUGGCCCCGAAGUACUGCAAUUCAAGACCUCACACCCAGUUCCUACCCCACAAGCAGGGCAGCUUCUAGUGCGCAACAAUAUUUCCGGCGUAAAUUACAUUGAUACCUACUUUCGAACUGGCUUGUACGCCUCACCCAAGCCCGAGAUCUUGGGCCGUGAAGGCGCUGGCAUUGUCGUUGCUGUCGGUCCCGAGACCUCUGGCUUCCAGGUUGGCGAUCGGGUUGCAUGGCUAGCCAAUGGUGGGUAUGCUGAGUACACUGCAGUGCCAGCAGCUUACACUACGAAGAUCCCCGAGGGGAUCAGUGAUGAGGAUGUCAUGGCGUCGUUCCUGAGUGGUAUGACGGUGCUUGCUUUCGUAAAGGAGACUUAUCCCGUGCAGAAGGGUGACUGGGUGCUUCUCCAUGCAGCAGCUGGUGGUGCUGGUUUUCUUAUGACGCAGAUUUUGAAGACCCUGGGUGCCAACGUCAUUGGUACCGCCGGCGGCGCAGAGAAGUGUGCGCUUGUGAAGAGCCUCGGUGCCGAUGUGGUGAUUGAUUACCGUAGCGAGGAGGGUAAGGACUGGGUCAAAAAAGUCAAGGAAGCCACUGGUGGUCGUGGUGCCGAUGUUGUCUACGAUUCUGUCGGCAAAGAUACCUGGGAGGGAAGCUUGGAAGCGGUCAAACGCAAGGGUACUAUCGUUUGGUUUGGCAAUGCCAGCGGGCCUGUGCCCCCGCUUCCUCUUGCGAAAAUUACCCCCAAGUGUGUCAAGAUUGCUCGGCCGACACUCUUUGGAUACAUUCAGACUCGUGAAGAGUUUGAUUUCUACACCAAUGAGCUAUUCAGCCUGCUGAAGUCGGGCCAGCUCAAGACCAAGAUCCACAAAAUCUAUCCCUUGGAGGACAUUGCUCAGGUGCACAAGGAUCUGGAAGGACGGAAGACCAUGGGAAAGCCACUCCUGAAGCCAUGA